Mycena indigotica is the source of this 3429-nucleotide messenger RNA. Its product is annotated as BRCT domain-containing protein. The transcript has 7 exons. Lineage: Eukaryota; Fungi; Basidiomycota; Agaricomycetes; Agaricales; Mycenaceae. The coding region runs from base 1 to 3429 and encodes 1142 amino acids. The record is from RefSeq and is a predicted model, not a curated record.
AUGGACUCGAAGCGGCCCCUAACCCGCUCGCAACUCGUCGUCCCGGAUACAAUUCUCCGAUCGCCACUUACAGCAGCCAAACAGCGCACCUACAACGAUCACGACGAAAGUGAGGACGAGAUUUUGCUCUCCCCCAACAAGGCCAAGCCGCGGUCAAAACGAUCAGCUUCCCCUACUCCCGCGGACGGUAAUGCAGUAAAGCGCCUCAAAUUCGACCCAGAAAUCGCCAGAGACACGGAAAACAAGCAUACUCGAAAUAAUUCCGAACCGUUUCCCGUCCACUCGAAGCCUGGCACGCCAAAGGGUCGAGCUCGCUCAGUUCCGCUCCUUACCCAACCAACUACUACCAGUUCCUGGCAAAGGCGGGCUCGCUCGCGGUCUCCUUCCAAGGAGGCAGACUUUCAGCCCACCUUCUUUUCCUCUCUACCGUCAAUUACAGAAUCCAUGCCACCUCCCAUUCUUCAACUCCCUUCCGCUCCCACGACUCCUUCAACGAAUCAACUACGUAUACCCGCCACCCCAAUGUCUCCAUUGACGCCGCUGCCUGCAACGCCUCGUGUGGACAAGCACCAACCGGAAGCGGAUGACUUUCCGCGGACAAUUGGGUGGGGAGCGGAUGUAGAGGAAGUACGGCGAAUAGAGGCUCUGCCAGCUCCCACCGAAGCGCCAGCGCCAGAACCUAAAGUACCAAUGCCGCCAUCACCACCACCACCACCACCACCAGCCCAUCGUCGUGAAACAGCCGAAUCAAGUAGAACCACGAGAAGAACCACCAAACCCUCGCAACUCCCUCGCCCUCCAAUUGCGGGUCCAUCAAAAGCUCCUUCUAAAUCCAUGGCACCGCCACCAGCUCCCUCUGUGCUAAAGAAGAAUUUGUUUCACUACUUUGGAGAUCAAUCCAACGCAAAGAACACGAAGCCGGUGGAUAAGGUAAUGGAGAAGGGUAAAGCAAAGGCAGAGCCGGCAAAGAAACCCAUCAAAGGGAACAUGCGUGCUCGCGAGAAACCACAGGCUCUACCUCUGCCUCUACCUAUAAUUCAGCGCCUACCCGACGAAGAUGACGACGAGCUGUUUGUCUCACGGCCUAUCAUAAGACCAACAGCAACUCAACCAACGGAGUCUACUCGGUCAUUAAGUCCUUUGACAGACUUGGAAGAUGACGACCCCGUUCCUGCUCCUGCAGUCAGACCCAAUGAUCUACCUCCCCUCAGCCCAUUAACAGAGCCUACCGAUGACGAGCUUGUGCCAGAGGUCAUGAUAGAUGAUAUUCCCGUACCCUUGGACACCGAAACUCCUCCCAGUCCAUUAACCGAGCCCACCGAUGACGAUCUUCCGGUUAUUGAAGACACAAUGAUCCCACUUCCACCGCCUUCUUCUUCACCAGUCGAAGAGGGAGAGCUAGAUCUGCCCCCCAUGACCGUCGACCGGGCUGGAGAGGAACCGUCGACAACCGACAUAGAACUACCUUCAAUGGCCGCACCAGCAGAACAAAUUCCAGACCCUCCUGGCAACAUUUCUCCGCCCACUAUCGCGGGAGAUGAUGCACAUUCAACACCAGCAACAAAUCCUACUGUCAACGAUGUUGUUGUUGUGCCUGAUUCUUCGCUCCAGUCCAAAGCUCGACCCAAAUCCCGCGUAGGAAAGCCACGUGCCCCACCCCCGUUGCCUGCAGACCGAGUAACUCGCAGCACGUCUUUGAAGAGGAAAGAGGUAGACGACGGGCCGACCCAACGAACCUUGAUCUCUUUUGGAGUCGGACCUGCCAAAAUGAUUGGUAAUCCGGCGAAGAAACAGAAGAUGGAUGCGCCGCCUUCGCCUUCAAAGAUACCGAUUCCUUCGCCAAGCAAGAUUUCUUCUUUCGCUAGUCCGACCAAGGCAAGCAGUGCUAGGGCUGCAGCUACCCGCAAAAAGCCGGUGUCGGCAGUUGCGGGGCCAAGUAGUGGUUCUAUGUCUCCCGCCAAGAACAGAUUGGACCGUGCAAGUAGUGUAUUUAAUACUCGUCCUCCGCCUCUAUUCCCUCGCGCUUUCACGGAGGGAUCCUCAUCCCUGCAAUCACUGACGACGGCAUUGGAACGCCUGCGAGCUCCCCCGCCAGAAAGACCUAAUACCAGUUUAGGCUUUAGUCGGGACGAUGUUGAAACGAGUCUGGGAGAGUCGUCAAAAAGUGUGGACGAUAGGAACAUCGGGCUAGGCCGGCCAAGUAAAGGUGCAUUGCAACGAGCAACAACCGUUGCAUCCAUUCCCAGUCGUUCUUCGUCUUCCUCGUCAAUUGCGGAAUCCUCCAGUGCUGCGGCCACCAAAACUCAACUCGUCCAACGGCCGCUCACGUCCUUCUUGAACGGGAAAUCAGGGGGAACGGCCAAAUUGGCGGUUGGCGGUGGAUCUAUUCUACGUGGUGGAGCCUUUUCUGCUCGCGGUAGAAUGGCACCCAAAGUCAGUCGCAAUCCUGGGCUACCAAGUGUUAUGGGGAGUCCAGUCAAAGGCGGGACUUCUGGGGCCGGUGAAGGUGGUGAUGCGCCAAUGUUGGAAGAGGAAUUAGGGCCUCCACAGGCCGACACCGACCAAGCUGUGGAACGAGUGACAUCUCCUCGAAGCGUGACGUUCGACUUGGAGAGUCUUGGAUUUGAGCCGGCGAAAAGGGUCAAAAAGAAGGAGAUCCUUGCUGACUGGAAGUCUAAUGCAUCGAGGCGGGCUUCCAUGGCCCUACACGAGCUUUCCAAGUCUAUUUCGCUGCCUAUUAAGCCUAUGGGACCACCAGAAUCACCCGCGGACCGUCUAGGGAUGCGAAGUUCUAGUAGCAGUUACCCUUCAAGCUCAUCGUCAACGGAUGCUACAGGCUCUGUGGAUGUUGAAGGGAUGCGGCGGAGUACACGAAUUGCGAAAGCCGCAGUGGCUGAUAUGUCUGUCGAUGAAGAUGUCGCUUCUUCUUCAACAACACCCGCGCCGCUUACAGUGCUCAAAGGCUGUGUCAUUUUUGUGGAUGUUAUUUCUGAGAUGGGUGAUGACUCGUUGCGCUCGUUAUAUUCCGACACAUUGAAGACUCUUGGAGCUCGAAUUCAGGGGAGCGUGGGCCAAACUUGCACGCAUAUUGUCUACAAGAAUGGGCUGCGCAGCACCUAUAGCAAGUACAAGGCAUUAUCCGAACCGCGGCCAUUCUUGGUUGGAAUGGAAUGGGUGGUCAAAUGUGCUGAGACCAAGACGCGCCAGGACGAGACCCCAUAUCUCAUUGAUCUUGACGACAUGAACACGACUGCUCCCAAGCGCCGCAAAACAAUGAUGCCGUUAUUCGGGUCGUCCGUUGGCGAUGAUAGCAUGGACGAAGGUCAUUCGUUGGAUAUUUCCUCAAACUCGAUUAUAAUGGGCGAUGAUCUCACCCCGCUGGAGCGUGCGCGACAACGCAAAGCCGCUGCGACUCUUGGUGCCUCAUGA